Messenger RNA from Closterium sp. NIES-65, 2613 nucleotides. The record is from the annotation of a GenBank genome assembly. Lineage: Eukaryota; Viridiplantae; Streptophyta; Zygnematophyceae; Desmidiales; Closteriaceae.
AUGGCGCAGGCGGGCGCGGCGCGCGGGCAGGCGUUGAGCCUCGUGCGCCAGUGGUUAGCGGAAGGAGCGCGCGCGGGCGCGGGUGCGGACACGCGGGAUAUGUGGACGCAAGUUGCGCGCGACUGCGUGCACCAGUUGUCACUCUCGCAGCUCAGCUUGGACCGCGCGGCGGAGAUUCUGGAAACGGGCGACGCGGACGCGUCGGACGCGGUCUUUAAGCUCUCGGGCGCUGCGACGAUGGCGGACAACUGUCAGGGCUCGUUCGAUUUCGUGAGGCGGACGGAGGACGCAGAGGGCGGGGAUGGUGGAGGAAGCGGGCGGUAUGGCAUGACUGCGCAAGUGCGGGUGAGUUGCGGGUGGUGCGCGGGUGAGUUGGUGCGCGCAGGAGUGUCAAGCGGGCACGAGCUACCGCGCUGGCAGGGUGUAAGUGCAAAACAAUCCGGAACCAACAGUAGUAGGCAAUCUCUCUCACCUCUUAUCCCGUAUUCCUCUCUUCCCUUUCCUUGUCGGUCUGCGUUUGUCGCCCACUGGUCGAAUCAGGAAACAGCGGCAGACCUUCGUGAUUCCAUCGUGACUCUCCAGCAGCAAACUAUCGACCUGCAGCAAAUCGCUGCUGCUGCUGCCGCCACUGCUACUGAUGAUGACGGUGGUGAUGGUGCUGAUGUUGGUGAUGCCGCUGCUUCUGCUCCUCCUCCUCCUGCCCCUGCUGCUCCUGGUGAUGCUGGUAGUGCUGAUGGGAGUACAAGCACCAACGCUCCUUCUGAUUCGUCGAAUGACGUGGCACCCCCACCGCCAUCCUCCACCCAGGAGGACGUGGCGGUCCCAGCCUCUCCCAGCAGCAACGAGGUGACUUUUGAGUCACCUCAAAAGCCACCGCCAUCGUCGACCCAGGAGGACGUGGCGGUCCCAACCUCUCCCAGCGGGAACGACCAGAGCACCAGUGAAGGGGGGCCACGUGGCAGCAGUGUAGGUUUAACGCCGGUCAACGGCCAGGAUGGUGCCGCGGCAUCUGACGGUCGUUUGUUGGCUGAAUCGUGGCCGUCCAUGAUGGGAGGGGGAGGCGUUAAGGGGAAGGAGGAGAAGAGAGGGAGGAGGAUGCAGGAUGGGGGUGCUGGGGAGAGAGUAGAAGGGAGUGUAGGAGAUGGAGGGGAUGCUGAGGCUGAGAAAGAGCAAGGAGAACGAGUGGCAGUGGGAGGAGUCGAGGGGGAACAAAUGGCAGGAGGUGAGGAAGGGGGGGAGGUAAGGUGGGUUGUUGGGGGAGGGGAAGGAGAAGUAGUAGGAGAGAUAGUGGGAGAUGAAGAGGGUACGAGCCCUCAAGACCCCUACUUGGACCUUGAUCCUUAUGUGGGCCCCACUGGAUCUUCCUCUGACGGGCCUGACGACGUGGAAGGCCAAGCUUCUGACGUGGAAGUCCCCCCUGCUGAUGUGGACGAACCCACUGCCAGCACAGCACCAGCAGAAACUGAGGGCCGGAAACGCAUUCCCUCUUCCCCCUCCCCCUCCUCCUCGUCCUCCUCCUCCUCCUCCUCGUCCUCCUCCUCCUCCCUCCUACAAGCCAACGGCACUGCUGACCCUCCAACUGCACCCCCCUCUUUCCCCCCGCCCACCCCUCCUCCUCCUCCCCCUAAAAAGCCCCCAGCCCUCCCCCCCGACUGCCCCAAGCCCAUAGUGCGGCCUCCCCCCCUCCUUGCACCCUUCUCCAUCCCCCGCCUUAUGCCCAACCUGGUGGUGGCACAGGACGGAUCCGGGGACUUCACCACUAUCCAGGACGCGCUCCUCUCAGCUCCCAAGAAGCCCAAAGGCCGUUUCGUCAUUCUCGUGAUGCCAGGCGUUUACAAGGAGCGCUUCGAAGUUGGAAAACCCAACAUCACGCUCGUGGGGCUGUCUCCCGCGCUCACAAUCAUCACCGGAAACGCGAGUGUGGGCACCAACUACACUACAUUCAACAGCGCCACUGUUGCUAUUGAGGGUGACUACUUCGCAGCGGUGAACAUCCGAUUCGAGAACACAGCAGGCAAGAUCAACAACCAGGCGGUGGCGCUGCGGGUGUCGGCAGACCAAUGCGCGUUCCACAACUGCGAGUUCUGGGGUUUCCAGGAUACACUCUACACCCACAGCGGCCGUCAGUACUACCGCAACUGCUUCAUAACCGGCAAUGUAGACUUCAUCUUCGGAAAUGCAGCUGCUAUUUUUGACAACUGCACCAUUCAAAUCCGCCAGCACACCAGCGGCGCCCCUGUUGCAGCCUCCAGCCGCCAAACCUCCACCGACCCCACGGGCCUCGUCAUCAUGAAUUCCCGGGUAGUUGGGGAAACCACCCGUUGCGUCGUGGGCUUUCUGGGCCGCCCUUGGAAGAGCUACGCUCGUGCAGCGGUGAUCAACUCGUAUCUCUCGCCUCAAGUCAGUUCGCUCGGAUGGAUGGAUUGGAACGGGCAGGUGAACGAUACUAUAAGCUUUAUCGAGUUCAACAAUACAGGGCCGGGGGCAAACGGACCGCGUGUGCCGUGGCUACGGCCGGGGAUUUUAGCGAAUGUGACUGCAGUGAGUGAUUUCUUACCAGAGAAGUUCCUGUACCCGUUUGGGGUGAUUCGAGCGCUGCUUCCGUGGCUGUGA